Eimeria acervulina is the source of this 1494-nucleotide messenger RNA. RefSeq lists its product as hypothetical. The transcript has a single exon. NCBI's taxonomy places the organism in Eukaryota, Apicomplexa, Conoidasida, Eucoccidiorida, Eimeriidae. The record is from RefSeq and is a predicted model, not a curated record. The coding region runs from base 1 to 1494 and encodes 497 amino acids.
AUGAAGGCGAAGCCUCCUCUUCUUUGUUUCUUUUAUUUGCUGCAAAUCUUUAUUUCUUCUUGCUUUUUAGUAGCUGCAGCAGCAGAAGCAGCUGCAGCAGCAGAAGCAGCAGCAGCAGCCCAUGAGGGGGAUGGCUCCGAUAUAUCCCUGUCCCUAAGGACGGGGAUAGAGAGGCUUAAUACAGAUUCAGAUGCUUCAGUUGCCUCUGAUGGUUUUCCUGCUGCAGCAGCAGCAGCAGGGGCUGCUCUUGGAUCCCCAGUUGCAGCAGCAGCCCCUGCAGCAACAACUGCAGCAGCAGCAGCAGGAACAAGAGAUCGAAGAACUAGCACACGAACUCGCAGCGGUCGUAUUUCUCGUCGCCUGUCUCGCCGGGGUCGCAACCAGCAGCAGCAGAGACAACAGCAGCAGCAGCAACAGCAACAGCAGCAGCAGCAGCAGCAGCAGCGGGAGAGCGUGCGAGUUAAACGCAGCAGCAGCCAUCGCGGUCAACGCCCUACAAGUGUAAGAGCUCGCUGGGGCACUCCGAGCAGUCGCAGCAGCAAUGAGAAGUCUGUGCUGCUGAACGGUGUGAAGACGAAGAGAGGCAGCGGAGCAGCAGCAGCAGCAGCAGAAACAACUUUGCUGCUGUCAGCACCUACGAGCGCAUAUCCUUUAAGAGGGAUCAAAACCCUUAUCGGUGGUUUGACUAUGUCUUUAUUUAUAUUUAUUUGGGCUGUGCUGCUAGGAAAAAGUGCAGCAGCAGCAGCAGGAGGGGCAGCAGCAGCAGCAACAAACCCUUUGCUGCAUGCAGCAGCAAAAGUUACAAAGGGCUUCGAUGCUUUCCUAUCCAGAAUAGCAGGGCUAACUUCACCUGUUAAAGAUAUAGCUAUUCUUGUAAUGUUUGCAGUAGCUGGUUCUAUUACUCUUUUAUCUUUAUAUGAAAUAGGUUUAUCUAUAAGAAAGAGACUGCAUGGAGGGUCUCCUUCAAGCGGCAGCCGCAGGGGCCUCCGUGCUGUGCUGCUGCUGCUGCUCGGCUUGCUGCUGUUGCUGCAGCACAGCCGAAAUGCAGCAACUGCAGCGGAGCUUUCUGCUGCUGAUAUUUAUCUCUUUGCUAUAGGCAUGGGUCUUUUCUUAGGGGGCAGCUUGCUGCUAAUUUUAGGACAGCUGCAGCCUCCUAAGAGAACUCCAGAGGUGCUUGAGCUGACAGCACUUAUAGGCCCGCAGCAGCAGCAGCAGCAGCUGCUGCAGCAGCAGCUGCAGCAACAGCUGCAGCAACAGUUCUUACCGCAACCACAGUUGCAGCAACAACUUCUACUUCAGCAGCAAGAGCUGCAGAAGCAACUACUCCUCCAGCAGCAACAGCUGCAACAACAGCUCCAGCAGCAGCAGCAGCAGCUCCAGCAGCAGCAACAACAGCAGCAGCAGCUCCAGCAGCAGCAGCAGCUACUGCAGCAGAAACAGGGUCACAGGCCGACUAGAACUAGGACCCAUCGAGGCCAGCAUAGACGCACCUAG